GGGGCGGAAGUACUGAAGUUGUUCGUGAUUAGCCAUUUUUUACAGAUUUGUUUGUUUUGGGGGGGUUAAGAAUCAGAUUUAUGGAUAUUUUAUGGGAGGAGACACUUCGGGUCUCCUUUAUAAUUACGAUCACAUGAGUACGUCGUAUUUGAAAGUGUAAAUUUUACGAAACAUGGUCAUAUAUAGGCUGUUUGCUGCUUAGCGUGUGAUGCUAACUUGUUUUGGGGUGCAUAUCUGACAGUUUUACGGGCGUAUUUCAAGGAGACAUCCAAAAACACUCGGGGAUCUUUAGUUUUAGAGGGACGUAGAUUGAGGAAACGGAGGUUAAAAUGUCUAUUCAGUACGAUGAGGCUGGUUUGGCGGGGAGUUUUGGGUCUUUUCCGAAGAGUUUUGACUACGGAGCGGAGGAGCCUGAGGUACAAAACCCGACAUCCAGCGACAAACCCCGGAUUCUGUUGAUGGGACUGCGGCGGAGCGGGAAGUCCUCCAUCCAGAAGGUGGUGUUCCAUAAAAUGUCGCCAAAUGAGACCUUAUUUCUGGAAAGCACAAAUAAAAUCUACAAAGAUGACAUCUCCAGCACUUCAUUUGUGCAGUUCCAGAUCUGGGAUUUUCCGGGACAGGUGGAUUUCUUUGACCCGACGUUCGACAGUGAGCUGAUUUUCAAAGGAACCGGAGCCCUUAUCUUUGUCAUCGAUGCACAGGAUGAUUAUGUAGAAGCCUUGAGUCGGUUACAUCUCACAGUGUCCCGGGCCUUCAGAGUGAACCCAAAUAUCAACUUUGAGGUUUUCAUUCACAAAGUGGACGGCUUAUCAGAUGACCACAAGAUCGAAACACAGAGAGACAUUCACCAACGAGCCAAUGACGACUUAGCCGACGCCAAUCUGGAAAAAGUACAUCUCAGUUUCUAUUUGACCAGUAUCUACGAUCAUUCCAUUUUUGAGGCCUUCAGUAAAGUCGUCCAGAAGCUCAUUCCUCAGCUGCCCACGCUCGAAAACCUCCUCAACAUUUUUAUAUCGCACUCGGGGAUAGAGAAGGCAUUCCUGUUUGAUGUGGUUAGUAAAAUCUACAUUGCCACGGACAGCUCUCCUGUGGACAUGCAGUCGUACGAACUGUGCUGUGACAUGAUCGACGUGGUCAUAGACGUCUCCUGCAUCUACGGGCUGAUGCAGGACGGCAGUGGCUGUGCUUAUGACAAAGAGUCUUUAGCAACGAUCAAACUGAACAACACCACAGUGCUGUAUCUGAAGGAGGUCACCAAGUUCUUGGCUCUAGUUUGUAUCCUGCGAGAGGAGAGCUUCGAGAGGAAAGGUUUGAUUGACUAUAACUUCCACUGUUUCCGAAAAGCUGUUCACGAAGUUUUCGAAGUGGGCGGAAUCUCGUCUCUCCUCGGGCAGAAACGAAACAGCAGCCUGAGUUUCGCCGCACUCAACGGGAGCAUUCUUUAACAUGGACUUUUUAGAAAUAGCUAUAAUUAAGACAAAAAUACUACCUUCAGUGCCAUGAGAAGACACAGAGGAGGCAGACAUUUGGGAACAAAGGAACAAAGGUUUGGUUCAUAAAUUGGACAUUGUUUGAUUUGAAUUUAUUUUUUUUUUUUUUUUUUUUUUACUAUUGAAAUUCUGACUUUUGUUUAAGCCCAUGGGAUUUCUCCUGGACAGUACAGCGUGAAAAAGGGUUAAGAGCAAGAGGCGAGACAUUGAACAAAGAAUUAAUUUUUUUUUUUUUGGAAAUGCUUGAAUUUGGGGCACAAUUAUCUAUUUUUGAAUCAUUGGAAGGCCUGAUUUUUAUUUUGCUACUGUUUAAUGACCUAAUUUUGAACACACAUAGAACAGCUUUCACAUUUUUGACAAGUUACAAUUUGGUGUGUGUGUUUUAUUUUUUUGUUUGUUUUUUGAAAUCAUAGAAAUCCAGGUUUUUUUUAUUUACAUGAGUGUGAUUGAAGUCUCUUGCUCCAGGACACAACAAAAGUAGGCCUAUAUUUUCAGCGGUGUUCGAGCUGGUUACCCUCUGGUUAGCGGUUAAAUCCUUAACUCGGUGUGUCACAGCCACCUCUCCGUUCUUUUUUCCGUAUGUUACAAAACCGUUUCAAAUGUUUACAGCCUUUUAAAGCACAACCCUAAUCUAUAAUAAUACUGAAACUGAAACUGAUUCUUUUUUUUCUAUUUACAUUUUGAGUUAAUCAUUUUCUGUUUCUUAGGCCUGACACGAUAACAAAUUUGAUACUAUAAUAUAUGUUUUAAUAUUGAAACUACUUUAUGCAUAAUAAUUAGCUGUAGAAGUCACUUAUUCAACCUUUAACAGCUCAAAUAUUAUUGUAUUACAACAAAAACAUACAAAAUCUCCCCACUUUUAAGGUGCAACUUUUCUGUUGGAGCCUUCGUCAAAUGCUUUUCUCCAUGAAGAUGUUAUUACUUAGUCUGAAAUGUUCACAGUGUGGCAUUAAACCUUUCUAUCUUUAUGGACACUAAACUAGACCAAGUUACAGGUCAGGUCUGUGGAGAGGCGAAGCCGCUCACAGUCUGAAUGUCUGUUUUUCUAGAUAUUUUUGAGCUAUAAAACCACCUGUAAUUGAGCUCUGUUUGGAAUGUUCAACAGUAUGACACUAAACAGCAAUGACAUCUUCGUAGAAACAAGCAGGUGAUGGACCCCCAACCAAAAAGUUCCACAGUGCACCUUUACAAAGAAGUUUAAUUUUGGACCCAACUCAAAAUUUCUGGUGAUGUCUCAAAGCUACCUCUGUUUUGUUACUCCUUGCUUUUAUUGCACAAUUGUCAUUAUAAAAACAUGUUCCAUUAAAGUUUACUUACUUGGUCAGUGCAAGUUUAGAAAUGUUUUUAAUUAAAAUACUCAAAGGCGCACUCAGUACCUUUUCUGUUGAAGAGUACAUCACCUGCUUGUCUCCAUGGCGAUGCUAUUGCUGUGCUUGAAAUGUCCCGCAUGGCAUUAAGUUGAUCUAUGUCUAUGGAGAGAAGUUAAUUCAGUUAAUUCAGAUUGGUGGAAAGGUGGUUCCACUCACAUAAUAAUUGCAUUUCUAGUGAUAAAAACACUUGUAAUUGGAAAAAAAGGAGGACGCGUAUAAUGCCAUACUGCAGUACAUUCCAGGCAAAGCAAUAACAUUUCCAUAAGACAGUGCAAGAUUGUGCACCUUUAAAUGGUACUAUGAUGAUUCUAUAUAUUGUACUAAUACCUAAAGUAACUUCCACAAAUAUGAACUUAUUGGCCUUCUGUUUAUCUAUCAACAUUACAAAAUCAUUUGCACUGUAUCUCAUCACUUUUAGAAAAUUAGAAUUUACAAUUGAAUUGAUUUAAAUGAAAUGUACAGUAUGUUAUUUUUGUGUUCUUUUAUUUUUUAUUUUAUUUUAUUUUUUGCAGAUGUAUUUAAUAAAAUGUUUGAAAUGA
This is a messenger RNA of Boleophthalmus pectinirostris (great blue-spotted mudskipper), 3399 nucleotides long. RefSeq names its product Ras-related GTP binding Cb (gene rragcb). Gene Ontology annotation, molecular function: GTP binding; GTPase activity. The transcript is spliced from 7 exons. Gene Ontology annotation, biological process: regulation of autophagy; cellular response to starvation; cellular response to amino acid stimulus. NCBI's taxonomy places the organism in Eukaryota, Metazoa, Chordata, Actinopteri, Gobiiformes, Gobiidae. Gene Ontology annotation, cellular component: nucleus; lysosome; Gtr1-Gtr2 GTPase complex. Bases 330 to 1445 code for a protein of 371 amino acids. The record is from RefSeq and is a predicted model, not a curated record.